UCUCCACAUCUGUUUUGGGGGCGAGGGCGCUGUCAAAGAUGUGAGCAAGGAGUGGCACCCGGCGGCUUUAAAUAGCCGCACGCAAGCCCUUGGGACAUCAGAAUAAUCUCCUGCUGCGACGUGGACAGGCUUGGAUCAGCCUUUGGAGAAGUCUGGAUUUGACAGCCUCAGUUGUCCGUCCAGUAUAGCCAUGCAUCCGUCUCUGAUCACGCUGUGCCUGGCUGCAUUAACAAGCUUCACGCUGGUCCUCUCCAUGCCCAAUCCUUCUCCGCUGCUUGGGUCCAACUGGGGAAACCCAAAAAGAUACGUACACCUGCAGACAUCCUCGGACAUCAACAACUUCUACCUAGAGAUCAGUCUGAGCGGCCAAGUUAGGAAAACCACGAGAAGGACUUCUUACAGUGUCAUUUUACUGAAGUCAGAAGCGAGAGACCGCGUAGCGAUAUUCGGCGUGAAGAGCAACCGGUACUUGUGCAUGGAUGCAGACGGAAAUCCUUUCACUUCUACUGUCUGUAACAGAGACGAAUGCCUGUUCCACCACAAGCUUCUGGAGAACCACAGGGACGUCUACUACUCUUGUCGGAAUGGCAUGCUUCUCAACCUGGAGGGGGCCAAGCAGCCAUUUGUGGAAGGUCACAACCUGCCCACCUCCUCGCUGUUCCUGUCUGAGAGGAACACGGUGCCUCUGGAGAGGCUCCUGCGCAGGGAGAGGAGGAACCGCCAGGUGGACCUGGCUGACCCACUCCGUAUGCACCCCCAGCCCUGGGAGGGCUCUGACUCCAUGCAGUACCCAGAUCUGGACCUGGACCAGGACCAGGACGUCGAGCUACCUGAGCUGGGCCGAGCGGUUUCCAGGGAGACGGUCAUUUCCAGUUUCUACGACGACCCGCUGCAGGUGCAUUCCAAGCACCUGAACAGCCCACGGAAUAUGGGCUGA
Molecule: messenger RNA, 937 nt
Organism: Brienomyrus brachyistius
Lineage: Eukaryota; Metazoa; Chordata; Actinopteri; Osteoglossiformes; Mormyridae
Gene: fgf23
Product: fibroblast growth factor 23
Exons: 3
Coding region: 191-937 (248 amino acids)
Biological process (GO): positive regulation of protein phosphorylation; positive regulation of cell population proliferation; positive regulation of gene expression
Cellular component (GO): cytoplasm
Molecular function (GO): growth factor activity; type 1 fibroblast growth factor receptor binding
Source: RefSeq, a predicted model, not a curated record